GGAGCAAAGCAGAAAAAAGUUUUUGGUUUUGUCUAGAUCGCGGGAGGACGUCAAACACCGGCUCGUAAACGAAUUGGAAUUGUGCACACGAUAUUAAGUGUUCCAAAAUUUAAGCCAAAAUGUAUCGCCUAGCAUUGAGAAGGCCAUGCAGAGAUGCCGUACAGAUCACAUUAAGCCAAUAUAGCCGCAAAAACUACAGCAACGGGUUACCACCAAAUGUGCGGGAAGCCGGUUUUGGCAAAGUGUUGGUAUUCCUGUCUCCCCUUGUUGCUGCCGGUGGAGUAAUUGGAUAUGCGAAAUACGACCCGAAAUUUCGAAAACAAGUCGAAGAUAGCGUACCCGGUGCAGAGUACGUUUUAAAAGUUGCUCUAGAGUCCAAAGACCCUAUUGAAGAUAUAAGUAAACAGUUUGAUGGUGUAAAGAAGCAAUUCAAUAAUGUUACAAAAACAAUCGACAGUGCCACCUCUACUGUUACUGGCUGGUUUGGUGGUUCCGAAAAAUCAUCAACCAAAGUGCCAGAAGCUGUCCAAACGAAAACUGUUCCGCCAGCAAAGCCCGCUGCUCCAAGUCCUGUUAAAGAAGCACCAGCUGCCGCAAAGUCCGUUACUGCCAAACCUAGUGAACCCGUAAAAAUUGUAAAACAACCUGAACCUUUACCCAAAGAUGUAACGGAUUUGGAGAGUGCUGUUGAAGUGGCUGCUGCAUUGGCUGUUAAAGAGUACAACAAAGCGAUUGGCAUUCUAAAGAGCUUUAACAAUGACGUACGUAAAGUUGUUGAUGAAGCUAUUGAAAAUGUUGACACUUCCAUGUGGGUAUCUUUGAAAAAUAGGACUGGGGCUCGGGACACUUCCGUUGCCACCGCUGAAAAAUCGGCACGCGAAGCCAUCGAUAAAAUAGAAAAAUGUGAGAUCGCUCUAAGCAAAGCAGCAAACUCUGACAACCAUGACCAGAUAAUUGCUAUUCGCAAAAAAGUUAAAACUUUGAUGGAACACAUUAACCACGUGAAAGACGAGCUAUAUCAACAUAAGGAUCUUGCUACUAUGUCUGAAAAGUACUGGAGAAAUGUGGAAAAAGCCCGUAAUUAUUUUAUAGAAGAAAUCGAAUCUAUAUUCCCGGGUCUCAAUUUGUCUGAUCAAAAAUUGAGUCUUUCCAAGGAAGAUUUGGAUUUGUUCAUCAUGCAUGCCUACUCGCAUGUUUUGGCUUACCAAAAAGAACUUCAACGCUUGCAAACCGAUGGAGAAAUAAGACUAAAACGUGCCAUCGAUGCUUUCCGUGGUGAUAACGAAUCGGAAGCCGUUAAAGCGCAACUUGAAUACCUUUUGGAAGCAGAGAAACGCAAGCUGGCUAUUGAACAUCAGAAGAAGAUUUUCCAAAUUCGUGCUGAUUCGGAAAAACAAUUACGCCAGCAAUUGAAAAAGCAAGCUGAGGCACAUAUCGAUCACUUGAACGAUGCGCUCUCAAUGAAGGAGAGUGAAAUGAAGCGUAGUUUCACUCGCGAAUUGGAGGAUAAACUAGCAACCGAAAAAGCCAAUUACAAACUGCAACUUGCGGCAAUGGUUGGCAAAAUGCGUGGCAUGGAUGCCGCUUUGCAAGCACGCGCCGAGGCCGAACGUUCGGCUCACCAAGCGCAAGCUCUUUGGGCUGCAUGUCAGGCUUUGUGGGCUACUGUGAGCACUGGUGAACCCGGUGUACACUGGCGGAAUAAACUGCGACCUCUGAAGAGUGAAAUAAAGGCGAUCUCUAAAGUGGCUGAGGGCGACGAACUUGUUUCUGUUGUCAUACAAAAUUUGCCUACUACUGCCAGCGAACGUGGUGUAUUCACAGAAGAUGCCUUGCGUGAACGAUUCAUCAAUGUAGAGCGCGUCGCACGCAAGUUGGCCAUGGUACCCGAAGGUGGUGCUAGUCUCCCCAUCUAUUUUCUUUCCUACCUACAGUCUCUAUUCAUUCUGAAGCCUGAUGAUCCCAUUUCGCAAGACGAAUUACAAAAUAAACCAUUCGACUACAGUAAAUUGGACACUUAUGAUAUUCUGAAUAGAGCCAGAUACUUCGUUGACCGUGGUGAUCUGUUGCAAGCAUUGAAAUAUAUGAACCUACUGCAAGGUGGUCCUCGCCGUGUUGCUUGUGACUGGUUGAAUGAGACACGCUUAACGCUGGAAACCAAACAAGCUGCCAAUACGCUAAUGGCUCACGCUGCUGCUAGCGGCCUGUUAUAUUUGUAAACUAAAAUAAUUGAAUAAUUUAAAUUAUACAGAAAAUAAAUCCAUUAUGUGAGAACUUGGACAUUAUAAAAGAGGAAAAUUAUGAUAUUACAAUCAUUGUAACGGGACUUAUAUAUUACAAUCAUCCGUCAAAUCAAAUCAACAUUUUCAUUUGUUUAAUCCUUCCUUCCUUUAGCUGUAUUUUGAAAUUUAUUUUAAUUCACGCUUGUUGAUUUAGUUGCGCAUUCCGAAUGUAAAGAAUUGUACGAAUUGUUGCAAUGUUGAUAAAGAAAUAAAGAAGGUAUGCAAUAGUAAGGGAGCGAAA
This is a messenger RNA of Ceratitis capitata (Mediterranean fruit fly), 2523 nucleotides long. Its product is annotated as MICOS complex subunit Mic60. The transcript has 11 exons. The record is from RefSeq and is a predicted model, not a curated record. The coding region runs from base 120 to 2219 and encodes 699 amino acids. Gene Ontology annotation, cellular component: MICOS complex. NCBI's taxonomy places the organism in Eukaryota, Metazoa, Arthropoda, Insecta, Diptera, Tephritidae. Gene Ontology annotation, biological process: cristae formation.